AUGCCGACGGCGACGCGACGCGCUUGCGUCGUCACCGCCUUCGUCCUCGCGUGUAUCGCGGCGUCGCUUCCGCACGCGCGCGCGUUCGAGAGCGCGAACGUCAAAGAGCGCGAAGAUGAAAAAACAUCAACUUCAAACAAAGUCGAGCUCCGCUCCUUCUUCGACGCCCGGGACCUGAGCGCGCACGCGCUGGAGCAAUCGUCACACAACGCCUUACAUCGAAUCGACGGGACGCGCGUGAACGCGGUUGACGGGAGAGUGUUGGCGACGAGCGGGUUUGAGAUUCGAGUGAACGCGAGCUCGGUGGCUUCGGGCGAGCGGGUGACGGUGACGGUGUCGUCGAACGGGAACGCGCCGAACGCGACGUUCGCGGAGCAUUGGAUCGGAGCGUACUCCCCGGCCGGGGCGGACGUGACGAGGACGGCGCCAGUGAAGUACGCGAUGUUGACGAAUGUCACGAACGGAGAGUACGAGCGAACCGGGAGCGGUUCGGCGGCGUUCGAUUUGACGACGCAUCGCGCGGAGACGUACGAUUUCGUGCUCUUCGCGACGCGAAUGAGCGAUUUGAGUGAGACGAGCGCGAUGGCGAUCGCGAGAAGUGAUCCAGUGAAGCUCACGAACGCGCUCGAUCCGGUGUGGCCCAGGGUGACGCUUCCGAUUGGAUGGAAUGGUGGUUCAGCGCGCGUGACGUGGCAGUCGGGACGUAACGCGAGUCAUGGCGCUCGUUUGAUGUAUCGUGUCGGUGGUGGCUCGUACACGCGCGUGCCGGCGUCGACUACGACGUACGACGAGCGCGAUUUGUGCGGCGAGCCCGCCAACGGUUUCGGUUAUCGGCAUCCCGGCUACAUUCACUCGGCGGACGUCUCAAACGUGCGCCCGGGAGACGUGAUCGAGUACUUCUUGCAAGAUUUCCACGUCACGAGCGAUCGAUUCGAAAUGAAAAUGCCCCCUGGAGAAGGACCGGAUGCGCGCGUCACACUCGCGCUCUUCGCCGACAUGGGUAGAGGUACGUCGGACGACUCGGAGACAUGGAGGGCGUACGGUCGACCAUCCAUCAACGUCAGCGCGGCGCUCGCCGCGGAUGCGCUGGACGAAAAGUUUGACGCGGUUUUCCUCUUCGGGGAUCUGUCCUACGCCACCGGUUUUGCGUCCAUUUGGGAUGACUGGGCGGCGCAAAUUGAACCGUGGGCGUCGAAAGUGCCUUUCAUCUCAAACAUGGGAAACCACGAGAUGGAUUAUUCCUCUUUUCCGGACGGUCGAAUCGCUGACCUGUACGGUGGGCGAGACAGCGGUGGCGAGUGCGGUGUUCCAGCGACGCGCCUGUAUCCGACGCCGCGCGCGGGUCCAGACUCGGAUUGGUUUGCGGUUACGUUUGGCGCCGUUCGCGUCGUGAGCAUGAACACCGAGGUGGACUUUUCGCCAUCCUCGCCUCAAGGGAAGUGGCUAGAACGCGAACUCUCGAGCGUCGAUCGCACUCAAACGCCGUGGGUGAUUCUCGGCGGGCACAGACCUGGUAUUAUCGACAGCACGGACGGUCCGGAUGAUCGAGACGUGGUGCCCGGAAAGCGCAAUCCGAGCGACUUAUCAGUCAUGGACGAGCUACAGCGCGACGUGUGGCCUCUUUUGGUGAAGUAUGAGGUCAACGCGGCGUUUUGGGGGCACAAUCACGCGUACCAGCGCUCGUGCGCUUGGCGAGCGAUCGGCGAGGGGCUGUUUAACGCCUCCAAUGGAUGCGUCGCGUACAGCCGACUCGGUUCAGACGGCGUCGCCGUGUACGACAAACCGGGCGCGCCGGUGAGCUUGCUCGUCGGCACGGGCGGGGCGAAGCACACGCGAAACGGCGUCGGACACGCGUUCACGGAGAAGGCAUUCUACGAGUUUGGGUACGUGCGGCUCACCGCGCACAACAGAACGCACCUGUACGGCGAAUAUCAGGAGGCGGGUUCGGGAUACGGCGAUGUCCUGGACAAGUUUAUGAUUAUCCAGCCGGUCCGAGUGUCAACGACCGGUGACGAAGACGAAGCGGUAUUGUCUGCAAGACUCGAGCGCGCGUUAUCCGAGGUGAAGACGUGGCGAGGCGCGGCGACCAUCAUGGCUGUCUUCGUCUGCGCCACGUUCGGCAUCGGCGCGUUCGCGAUGGCGAGACAGUGGAAGACGGAAUCCACCAGGCACAGAUUUUCGAUUUUGACCUCCACGAUGGACGACGGCGCAUUAUAG
Molecule: messenger RNA, 2217 nt
Organism: Ostreococcus tauri
Lineage: Eukaryota; Viridiplantae; Chlorophyta; Mamiellophyceae; Mamiellales; Bathycoccaceae
Product: Purple acid phosphatase-like, N-terminal
Exons: 1
Coding region: 1-2217 (738 amino acids)
Molecular function (GO): metal ion binding; acid phosphatase activity
Source: RefSeq, a predicted model, not a curated record